CUUAAACCAGAAGGACACAUGUAUAUUUCAUCUACAGAUAGAACCGAUUCUAAACUUUUAAAAACUGCUACUGAAAAGGUGGUUAUAAAACGUCCAGUAGACAAUCUCAAACUAGAGGGCACUCUUCAGGUUUCCAGAAGAGAUGACUACAAUGAAAAACAAAGUUCAAGACUAGACAGCACUAAAGUAGUACAAAAGACUGUCCGAUCGAAGUAUUCUCAUAACAAAUCAUCUAUAACCCUUGGAGAGGACAAUGCCAUUUUGAAAACAACUAAUCAAAUGAACUUUGUUUCUGGCAAACAAGCAAUUCCUGCCGCAAAUGUAAGUUCGGAAAAACCCGUUGACGGUUUAGUAGUAGUAUCGACGAAAAAGGUAACUACAGUAAUAGGUGGUCGGGUAAAGAAAGAAGCUGAAACAGAAUAUGUUAAACGACAAGAGAGAGUCAAUGUCAUAGAAAAUGUUGCAAAGACCAACAAUGUUAAGAACAUUGUAAACGUUGAAAAUAAACACGACGAGGCAAUUUCUAUGACCGAAAAUCGUAUUAGAAGGGAAAAUAAAAUGAUUGAUACCCGCAUUAACGCUUCAUCUCAUGAGUCCUCUUCGGCACAAUUCAAAACUAGUAAAAUUGGCAACACUUCUGAAAGAGUAUUAUCCAGUACAACAAUGGGAGAAGUCACGGGUCAAACACACUCCACCCAAUGCAAGUUUGGAGAAAUGCAGAGCGCAACAGCAAAGCUAAACGCUGCUGGAUCGGCUAAAUUUAUGUCAGAUCAAACACAUUCCACUCAACAAAAGUCCACAGCCGUUGAAAGCUCCUCGUCAAAAACGAAAUCUAGUUCUUCAGCUGCUACAGUAUCCAAACAUUUUCAUCAUCGAAGAAGCGACUUCACUGCCGAUACGAACGUUACGAACUCAGUAUUUCAUCGAAAAUCUAUUUCUAACGAUUCCAAUCAGAUAGGUAGUCUUACAUCGAAUGGUAAAAUUCAUCGCAAGAGUAUUUUAAACUUGCACGAGGAGCCAUCGAGUUCGGUUUUCCCUAGUGAACGUCAAAGCUACAGCAGUAUACAUAGACAAAGUAGAGAACAACAAGAUAAUAAUAACUCAUUUUUGGUGAGUGAACGCCGCCACUUUAACACGCUUAGUCAAUCGCAAAGUAGGGAUCAGGCUUCGAAGUUCUGCAAUGUUCAUAAAACAUCGUCUUCCAGUGGUAUAGAAUUUCCAUCAUACAGUAAACAUUCCGAACGAACUGUAUCCCGUAGAAAUGUCAACCAAUCAUCGAUUUCUCUAGGUAUAGAUGGAGCUUCGUCUACAACCCUAUACCGUAGUGAAUACAAAACGGUUCCAUCUACAACUUGUGCUAUACACAAAAUCAAAGAAGGUGCAUUCCAACACACUAGAAACACGAACGAACAUAAAUUUUUUAAAACUGUUAAGAAUUAAUUCCCAACUAACCCACAUACAACUUUUAAUGGCAUGUGUCGACAUACAUAUUAAUCUUUUCUCUCUAAUAUUAUAUUAUAUGUAAAUAUUAAGCAUGCAGAAUUGCCACAUACAAGUAUACAUAUGUAUGUUUUUAAUAAUAAAUUCUACAAUUAUAUAUAAAAAAUAACAUCCACUA
This is a messenger RNA of Bactrocera dorsalis (oriental fruit fly), 1618 nucleotides long. RefSeq lists its product as uncharacterized. The annotation marks the transcript as partial. Lineage: Eukaryota; Metazoa; Arthropoda; Insecta; Diptera; Tephritidae. The record is from RefSeq and is a predicted model, not a curated record. The transcript has a single exon.